GCCGACUCACUUCAUCAUUACAAUGCUCGCCGUCAAAGACGUUGUGCUUCUUGUUAAAAGAUGGUACAAUGCUCAACUCGUUGCGGACGUGGACUAAAGGAGCUACUCCACUCAUCAGAGGACUUUAAAGCUUAAACACAUGAUGCCAUAUUAUACAAGGUUCUUGUUUGUACUCUUCUGCUUGAUCCUUGUCGGAGAGUGCCGAAAACACAAAAGUAGGAAAAGGCGGUGGUCUGGAACAGUGGAAUCUCAAAAACAUGGCACUCCCCUCAAAAAGUUGGUAGAUGGAACUAAAACUCGCAAGGUGAAGACAGACCACCUGCUGCGCGUGGAUGAUCAUGAUUUCACUAUGAGACCAGCAUUUGCAGGCCCAGCUGUUCCUGUAGGUGUUGAUGUGCAGGUGGAGAGUUUGGACAGCAUAUCAGAGGUUGACAUGGACUUCACCAUGACCCUGUAUCUGAGACACUACUGGAAGGAUGAGCGCCUGUCAUUCCCCAGCUCCACCAAUAAGAGCAUGACAUUCGACGGUCGCCUGGUGAAAAAGAUCUGGGUGCCUGAUGUGUUCUUCGUCCACUCCAAGAGGUCUUUCAUCCAUGACACCACCACGGAGAACAUCAUGCUAAGGGUCUUCCCAGACGGACAUGUUCUCUACAGCCUGAGGGUCACAGUGACUGCAGCCUGUAACAUGGACUUCAGUCGUUUUCCACUGGACUCCCAAACCUGUACUUUGGAGCUGGAAAGCUACGCUUACACGGAUGAGGACCUCAUGCUGUACUGGAAAAGCGGGGAUGAGUCCCUAAGCACGGACGACAGAAUUUCCCUCUCCCAGUUCCUCAUCCAGAAGUUUCACACUUCCUCUAGACUGGCUUUCUACAGCAGCACAGGCUGGUACAACCGUCUGUACAUCAACUUCACCCUGCGGCGCCACAUCUUCUUUUUCCUGCUCCAGACCUACUUCCCUGCCACCCUGAUGGUCAUGCUGUCCUGGGUGUCCUUCUGGAUCGACCGACGGGCCGUACCUGCCAGAGUCUCAUUAGGUAUCACCACGGUGCUCACUAUGUCCACCAUCAUCACUGGAGUGAACGCGUCCAUGCCCAGAGUCUCCUACAUCAAAGCUGUGGACAUUUACCUCUGGGUCAGUUUUGUGUUUGUGUUCCUGUCGGUGUUGGAAUACGCUGCCGUGAAUUACCUGACGACGGUGAGAGACGGGAAAGAUCGGAAGCUCAGGGAGAAGGCAAGAGAGCAAGCCCUGCCAUGUACCUGUGGCAUGUCCCACACCAGGACCAUGAUGCUGGAUGGGACCUACAGCGAGGCCGACACCAACAGCCUGGCAGGCUACACCAGGGCUCCCAUGGUGCCCGAGGACCCUCCCGAGAAGCAGGAGCGCAUGGUAGUCCACCUGUCCCUGGACAGCGAGUCCACAGGAACUAAGAAGAAGAGAAGAGGCUUCCGGAUCAUCCAGAACACCCAUGCCAUAGACACGUACUCCCGCAUGAUCUUCCCUGGCGCCUACAUCAUCUUUAACUUAAUCUACUGGUCUGUGUACUGCUGAGACCCCGUCUCAUCCAGAUAAACUACUGUUGUUUGUUUGUUUGUUUUUAUGAACCCUGAGCUGAGCAGUCAUGGCUCUUGUACAGUGACAGGAGGGGUUUUGAACACCAGCUUUCUGUACGGCAUAUUUUCAUACCAUGUGUCCCCCCUGUACCAUAUUACAUGCAGGUCCAUGCAACAGACUCUUUUAAUAUCAUCGUAAUUUUAUCUUCUAUAUUUUAACAUAGUGAUACUGUCAAACCAGAAAGUAUGUGUCUACAUUGCAGACACUUUGUUGGAGUGGACUAUUUUGGAGUAAUUAAAGGCAUCCUUUAACAUGAGAAUCAGAUGAUUGCUAAAUUGGGCUAUUGUGUUUUGACCAUGUGGAUUGGAAGGAGAGUGUAAAUUGUCAUGGAAUACAAGGGUAGUUUGCUGUAAUGUAUUGAACAGUGUUUCCAUUUGUUAUAAUCUAUCUGCUCUAGCAACCCACUCACAAAUGUGAAAUUACAUUAUGCACUGUUUUUGUUUGUUAGUUUUUAUCUAAUUCUAUUUAUUACUUUUUAGUGCACUGAUAGAUAUGCCAUUUUACCUUAAAUUGGAAAGAUAAGGAGACCUGAUGGGACAUGUUUACUGUGAUGGUUACUUGUCUGAAAAGAUGUGACAAUCUAUUGGUACCAUCAUCAUGGCGGCAUUACCAAUGUGAAGUUUAUUGUGAUCUGUUGUUUUUUGGGACAGUGUUGCUGAGAAAGGGUUUUAAAGUCAUAAUAAAGCUUUAUCAGUAAGAUAAAGAUACAGCCUUAAAGUCAACUGUGGUUUUAUACAGCCUAUGAGGUUGUAUAUUUUUAGUUGUUGAUUUCUUGGAUUAUCUGACUGCUUAUUCUUCUGUAGUAUUUCUCUAUACAUCGAUCCAUUCAUACCGUAUUAGUGCAAAUGAUAAAUAAUGUUGUAGUUAGCCUCAAGCAUGUGCUGGAUUGAGCAGGUGAUCUCACUCUUUAGAAUGUGCAACGUUACUUUGUCACUGUUGCUGUGGUCUGCUCAUGUAAGCGUGUGGAAAUCAACUCAGCCAAACCACCUCAA
Molecule: messenger RNA, 2607 nt
Organism: Hypomesus transpacificus
Lineage: Eukaryota; Metazoa; Chordata; Actinopteri; Osmeriformes; Osmeridae
Product: gamma-aminobutyric acid receptor subunit rho-2-like
Exons: 9
Coding region: 140-1552 (470 amino acids)
Biological process (GO): regulation of membrane potential; signal transduction; monoatomic ion transmembrane transport
Cellular component (GO): synapse; GABA-A receptor complex; membrane
Molecular function (GO): GABA-A receptor activity; neurotransmitter receptor activity; extracellular ligand-gated monoatomic ion channel activity
Source: RefSeq, a predicted model, not a curated record